Messenger RNA from Grus americana (Whooping crane), 2607 nucleotides. RefSeq names its product acetoacetyl-CoA synthetase (gene AACS). Gene Ontology annotation, cellular component: cytosol. Gene Ontology annotation, molecular function: acetoacetate-CoA ligase activity. The coding region runs from base 235 to 2238 and encodes 667 amino acids. Gene Ontology annotation, biological process: positive regulation of insulin secretion; lipid metabolic process. The record is from RefSeq and is a predicted model, not a curated record. NCBI's taxonomy places the organism in Eukaryota, Metazoa, Chordata, Aves, Gruiformes, Gruidae. The transcript has 18 exons.
CGCCCGGCGGUGCUCACCGCCCCCUCGGCGGGCAGGGGCGGGGCGCAACGCCCCGCACUCUUUUCUCUCCGGCGGAAGGUUACGGAGUGAGUCGACGGGGUAGGGCUCGGCGGUCCUUAAAGGGCUGCGCCGGGAGGAGGGGCCCCGCAGUCAGGGCUGAGGGUCGGUAGGAGCUGGUUAUAGUGUCAGUGCCCCGCGGGAGAGAGGGACGGACGCACGCUCGCCACCGCUGCCAUGUCCCGGGAGCCCGAGAUCAUGGAGUCGCAGGUGAUGUGGGAGCCUGAUACGAAGCGCAACACCCACAUGGACCGGUUCCGCGCCGCCGUGGCCAGCAGCUGUGGGCUCCGCCUGGCCAACUACAAUGACUUAUACCAGUGGUCAGUGGAAUCCUACUCAGACUUCUGGGCGGAAUUCUGGAAGUACAGUAACAUUGUGUGUUCUCGCCUCUAUGAUGAGGUGAUUGAUACAUCCAAGAGCAUUGCAGAUGUCCCAGAAUGGUUUAAAGGUAGCCGUCUGAACUAUGCGGAAAAUCUUCUGAAGCACAAGGACAAUGACAAGAUUGCACUGUAUGCAGCAAAGGAAGGCAAAGAAGAAAUAGUGAAAGUUACUUUUGAAGAAUUGAGACAAGCUGUAGCUUUGUAUGCUGCAGCCAUGAGGAAGAUGGGAGUAAAAGUAGGAGACAGAGUUGUGGGUUAUUUACCUAACAGCAUUCAUGCGGUGGAAGCAAUGCUGGCUGCUGCAAGUAUUGGUGCUAUCUGGAGUUCAACAUCACCAGACUUUGGCAUUAAUGGUGUACUGGACAGAUUUUCCCAAAUUCAGCCUAAGAUCAUCUUCUCUGUUGAAGCUGUUGUAUACAAUGGCAAAGAACACAACCACUUGGAAAAGCUGCUUAGUGUGGUAAAAGGGCUUCCAGAUAUAAAAAAAGUGGUGCUGAUUCCAUAUGUCUCCUCAAGAGAAACCAUAGAUAUUUCUAAGAUUCCAAACAGUGUCUUUUUAGAAGACUUCCUUGCUACUGGGAAAGGAGACCAGGCCCCCCAGCUGGAGUUUGAGCAGCUGCCUUUCAGUCAUCCUCUUUUUAUCAUGUAUUCGUCAGGCACAACAGGGGCACCAAAAUGCAUGGUUCAUUCAGCAGGGGGUACGCUAAUACAGCAUCUGAAGGAACACAUUCUUCAUGGCAACAUGACCAGCAAUGACAUUAUUAUGUACUACACAACGACUGGCUGGAUGAUGUGGAAUUGGUUAGUGACUGCGCUUGCUACAGGAGCUUCAGUGGUCCUGUAUGAUGGAUCUCCUCUAAUUCCAUCACCAAAUGUGCUCUGGGACUUGACUGACAGACUAGGGAUCACCAUCCUUGGAACGGGUGCAAAGUGGCUCGCUGUGCUAGAAGAGAAAAAUUUAAAACCAUGUGAAACACACAAUCUCCAAACACUCCACACUAUACUGUCUACAGGAUCACCGCUCAAAUCUCAAAGCUUUGAGUAUGUCUACAAACACAUAAAAAGCAGUGUCCUCCUGGGAUCCAUUUCAGGUGGGACAGAUAUAAUUUCAUGUUUCAUGGGUCAGAAUGUUACAAUUCCAGUUUACAAAGGAGAAAUUCAGGCCAGAAAUCUUGGAAUGGCUGUAGAAGCAUGGAAUGAUGAAGGAAAGCCAGUCUGGGGUGAAAGUGGAGAGCUGGUUUGUACCAAGCCUAUUCCCUGUCAGCCUACGCACUUCUGGAAUGAUGAGAAUGGAAACAAAUACAGGAAAGCUUAUUUUUCAAAAUUCCCAGGGGUUUGGGCCCAUGGUGAUUACUGCAAAAUUAAUCCCAAGACAGGAGGAAUUGUCAUGCUGGGUCGCAGUGAUGGUACGUUAAAUCCAAAUGGAGUAAGAUUCGGAAGUUCUGAAAUCUAUCACAUAGUUGAAGCCUUUGAGGAGGUUUCUGAUAGCCUCUGUGUCCCUCAGUACAACAAAGAUGGGGAGGAGAGGGUGAUACUCUUCCUGAAGAUGGCAUUAAACCAUGCGUUCAGCGAGGAUCUGGUGAAAAGAAUUCGAGAUGCAAUACGUAUAGCGCUUUCUGCCAGGCAUGUUCCGAGCCUCAUUCUAGAAACCAAAGGCAUUCCGUACACAAUAAAUGGAAAAAAAGUGGAAGUAGCUGUGAAGCAAAUAAUUGCAGGGAAAGAAGUUGAGCAGCGAGGAGCUUUCUCAAACCCAGAGACUUUGGACCUGUACCAAAAUAUUCCUGAGCUUCAGAACUUCUGAAGCCACUUGUUUGGUUUUUUGCAUCUGUCUUUGUUCUGUGUUUGUUUUGUAUAUACCAAUACUGUAUGUAAAGAAAAAGCUCUAUUUAAUACCAGUGGUUCUUUUAAAAGAAAAAAUAUUUCAUUAAGUGCAUUAUGAAAGGCUUGGGUAAAGCUUAGCUCCCUUUUAUUGGUUAAAUAUGCCAUAUAUCUUGGCGGUUUUUUCCAGCUGGAAGGAGAAACCUGCCUGUCUUGAUUUUUUUUUUAAAUAUGAGUGCAUCUUUUCUGGUUAGAUUUACGUCAGCAGCCCACCAAACGGGAGCACCAAUAGCAUAAGCUACACCUGCAAAUAGAAUAUUUCUUUCAUUAAAUGUUCGCCUUCUUUUUUUUU